Mycetomoellerius zeteki is the source of this 1672-nucleotide messenger RNA. RefSeq names its product phospholipid phosphatase 2. Gene Ontology annotation, cellular component: plasma membrane. Bases 454 to 1395 code for a protein of 313 amino acids. The transcript has 6 exons. Lineage: Eukaryota; Metazoa; Arthropoda; Insecta; Hymenoptera; Formicidae. The record is from RefSeq and is a predicted model, not a curated record. Gene Ontology annotation, biological process: phospholipid dephosphorylation; phospholipid metabolic process; signal transduction. Gene Ontology annotation, molecular function: phosphatidate phosphatase activity.
UUGGUCUUGUUAGACCUUCCGGGAGAUCCUCUUGCUAAGAUCGCGACUGCCGAUCCUAAUCGCGAUCGAUUUCGCGAACGCACGUGUGCGACGUGCGCACGUUUUCUUCGGUGCGAGACCGCGCCGCGUUCUUUUUUUUUUUUUUAUUGCGAGGCCACGAUUUCGGGCAAUAAGCCUGAUCGACUUCAUUCGACUUCGCUAUUAUCAUUUGCGCAAAUUCCACGUUUAUGGAACAGCCACGUGAGAAGUGACAAUCAAGUUCUCUGACGCACGAGUUCGUCGGUUGAGCAACAGCAAUGCAUCACGAUGAUAAAUUCUAAAUCUCGUGAUUGAGCGCAGAUUUUGCAGAGUUCCACAGAGCAAUUGACGAGGUGCAGUACCAUAACGUUGGCGGAGGAAACAGUGGAGAACACCAACAACGUAACAGCAUCCCCUACUGUAUCCAAAAAAAUCAUGAGUGUCUGCAAAAGAUUACGUUGGAUAUACCUAGAUUUGGCUUUGGCGUUAUCAAUGAUCGUACUCUUGGCGUUCUUGGAAUUACUCGUGCAACCGUACCAGCGGAUCGGUUUCUUUUGCAAUGACCCGAAGAUUUCGUUCAAAUUCACGGGCGAUACGAUCUCUACAGGCCUAAUCAUAAGCUUCAGUAUCGCCACGCCUUUACUAGUGCUAUGGAUCGCGGAAUACAUCUACUAUUCCGCCGACAGUUACGAGAGCGCAUCAUGUUACGGCACCCGGAGUAAACUAAUCUGGCGCUGGUACGGACACUACGCUGCGGGGAUUUUGACGCUUAUACUCCUUUGCGAAGUCAUGAAACUCCUGAUCGGUGAGCCGCGGCCGCACUUUCUCGACACGUGCAAACCGCGCGAGGCGACCAACUGCACCAAUGAAUACUUCAUUUCUUACACAUGCACGAAUACCGAGGUCUCCACCUGGUCCAUCAUCGAUUCCAACAAGUCCUUUCCCUCCGGUCAUGCCGCUCUCUCCGUCUACACGAGCAUCUUCUUGGUGUGGUACCUACAGAACCGUAUGCCGAAUCGGACGUUGUUUCUGAAACCGUGGCUGCAGUGCCUGAUGAGCAUGUGGGCCGUUACGUGCUCGAUAACCAGAGUGGGCGACAACCGGCACCACUGGUGGGACGUUCUCAUCGGCAACGUCCUCGGGCUUCUAUUCGGCCUGUUCGUCGUAAUAUUAUCGUGCCGACACUUCUGUCUCGAGCGUACCGCCGCCAAUGCCGCCGACGUUGCGAUGCACGCCCUUAACGAGCCCCUGGAGAACGGCCAGAUCGGAAGCUACGACAUGCAGCGCAAGCAUAACGCCAAGAAGCUACUCAAUCCUACCGCCGUCGACAUCUCGGAGAUCCGAGAAAUGAAGGACAUCGCGACCUGGAGUAAAUAAAUGCAUUCGUAUGACGAGGGGAUGAUUUCAGGGGUGGAGAUGAGGACGCGGGAAUACAUAGAAUCGCGAUGAUUGAAUCAUUCGUUUCGGAAAAGAUCGAACCACUCGUUCGUUCCAAAAAUAUCGAGAAUAUUUUCGUUGUACCUGAUCUGUUUUUAAGUAAUAAUAAUGUAAACUUUCUUCGGUAUACAAUAGUUGUAACGUGCAAAGAAACAGAAGUAUAAUAGAAAGAUGCAUAUUAAUGGGUGCAGUGGAAAUAAUGAUUCCAUUUUUAAAC